Molecule: messenger RNA, 477 nt
Organism: Poecilia latipinna (sailfin molly)
Lineage: Eukaryota; Metazoa; Chordata; Actinopteri; Cyprinodontiformes; Poeciliidae
Gene: psmb9a
Product: proteasome 20S subunit beta 9a
Exons: 3
Coding region: 12-410 (132 amino acids)
Cellular component (GO): proteasome core complex; cytoplasm
Molecular function (GO): threonine-type endopeptidase activity
Source: RefSeq, a predicted model, not a curated record
CAUUUAUCAGUAUGGAAAUAGGUGAGGACCCAAAGGUUCGAUCAGGUGCCACUCUGGUGAGGAACAUUUCAUACAAAUACAAGGAGGAACUGUCAGCUCAUCUCAUUGUUGCAGGAUGGGACAGAAAAGAUGGAGGACAGGUUUUUGCAACGCUGAACGGGCUUCUGACCAGACAGCCUUUUGCUGUUGGCGGCUCAGGCAGCUCUUAUGUUUAUGGAUUUGUUGAUGCUGAGUAUCGAAAAGGAAUGAGCAAGGAGGAGUGCCAGCAGUUUGUGGUUAACACUCUUGCUUUGGCCAUGAACCGUGACGGUUCCAGUGGGGGGGUGGCCUACUUGGUCACCAUUGAUGAACACAACACAGAGGAGAAAGUCAUUCUGGGAAAUGACCUGCCCACUUUCUUUGAUCAGUGAUACAGCUGUCUUUCUCAGCAAUAAUUGUAUUGUUGACAUUCAUUAUAAUAAUAAAAAACAAAAUACA